This is a messenger RNA of Alternaria rosae, 2454 nucleotides long. RefSeq lists its product as uncharacterized. The record is from RefSeq and is a predicted model, not a curated record. Lineage: Eukaryota; Fungi; Ascomycota; Dothideomycetes; Pleosporales; Pleosporaceae. The transcript has a single exon. The coding region runs from base 355 to 2142 and encodes 595 amino acids.
CAGUUGCUGCUAGGAACAACAAAGUCUUUCGACUUCAAUCCUGUUGCUCUUCUUUCAUUGCGCCUCUUGCGACUGUUACUCUCACAUAAUACGAAACUUAUUUGCAGAGGCGUUAAAGAGCGACGCGCGCUCGUUGUAGACGUGACAUCUCCACAGUCGCGUCUUUGUCUCAAUCACCCUCUGUUUACUCACCCCACUACGACUACCCAUCAGUGCGCUUCCACAUAUAUGAGUCAAAUAUAAUUGUGCACGCUGUUAUUACCCAAUAAUUUCGCGAACUUCGCGUCCACGCCUUCUCAAUCGAACGCGCUCACUCGAGCGACGCAAGCACCUUCACAAUCAAACACCAUCCGGAUGGCCACCAAAUACGACUCUGUAAAGUGCAAAUCAUGUGCUAGAGUCCUUGCUGUGGUAUCCGCCACGGGGCUUAUACCAACGACCUCGCCGGAUACCUCUCAUGCAGGAUGCAGUACAUGUCAGCAAUUCGGCUUUCUGUACGACGCGAUAAGAGCUGCGGAUAGUGAAUGGGCUGUACUUGAAAAUAAGCGCGACUCAAUCAGCAAAUCGUUUGCGCGGGAUAACCACAAAAAGGCUCAUAUGGAGUUCGACAACUGGUUGAUGACUGUCGAAGCGCCUGGACCAGCAAGAGACGCGCAGAAUGGACAGCCCGAAAAUAAGGACCUUGGAGAAGGGGACUUUACCAAUGACAACAAGCACGAUAUGGCUGAUCCUAAGCGUCGACGAUCUCACUCGCCUACUACCCAGCGACCUGGAGAAUCAUCCGACAGAGCACCACAUGGACAGCAAGGCGUAUCGCUGUCUUUACGGCCAUCGCCCAAACGAUCGCACAGCUCAUCAGCUUCACUAUCACGCAAGCGACUCAAAUUUUCUGAUUCAGUCGAAUUCCACGACAAUUACAGAAGCAGUGAGCAGUACCAUCGACCGAGCGAAACGUACGCGCGAGGGAGGAAUGCGCCGCCUGAAGGGUCCGAGUAUAUGGAUACCAGCGGUUCCGGCCUGACAUUCCUCAAGUUCACCGGUAUGAAGAAAGUCGGCGCCAAAUGGGUUGAGCUGAGCGAGGAAGAGCUUGCAAAGCAGAGCGAAAAAGCAAAGACUUGGGCGCAGCUGCGAAAACUCUCAACUGCAGGGAAGUCGAAAGCUGAAUCGCCAGAGACCGAUGCAGAAGUAGAGGUGAAGCAGGAUGAAGAUGCUCCUCAAGAUGCUCGUGCAGCAAGACUUGCACGGAGGGCUAAGGGAACAAGUGCAGAGUCAGUGCAAGCUCGGGGCACGGCGAGCAGACGGGGCCGGGGCACCUUGCGAAAAGAGAAACGGCCAUCGCUUGGCAGUGCAGUGGAUGAUGUCCCAGAGACCGCGUGUGACCUAACCCUCGUCUCGACCACCACAACAACAGCACAUGGGAAUGAUCACCAUCCGGACGGAAAUCUAGGUCGGGUGGAGAUCAGCGCACCCGGAGACGACGGUCUGGAGCGAAGACAUGACGCUGUUCCAGAAACAGCAACCUCAGCGCCAGUAGGCGCCGAUCAAGUACGAGAGCCAGCACCACCCCACGAGGAGCCCCACAAGGGUAUGCUAGUGACUAGCGAGGCAAUGUGCCAGAGCAUUGCAGCUCGACCAAGCACCGGUGACGUGGAGUCUCAACCAACACUCGUAUCUGGAGACGACCAAUCGCAACCCGAGCCACUGAAGAAUGCUUCAUGCACAGAUCAUGAUGCGCCCAAGAUUAACAUACCAGAGACGUCGCCUAGGUCUUGGGUUCUGCAACCAACCUCAAGUAUUAUUGAGGACUCCGACAUCGCAAGCACGAGAGAUCUGGGCCAUUCCCUGGAUACCUACCCCAAUGUUGCGAGAGAUUCAGCGCCAAAGGAUGAUGCUGUGCGCGAAGGCCCAGGGCCGUCAACUCAAAACACGCCUGCUGUUGCAGAGAAGGCUAUCGCGACAGGAACAUCUCUGCAAGAGCCAUCCGCGGAGCAUGGAGACCUCGUCACGGAGCUGAACACGUCUCCAUCAGCUGAUAACGAGUCUAAAGUGCAGGGUCAGUCCAAUGUGGACAUCAUUAGCGCAACGAUACCGCAAGACCCUGAUCGCCCUCCUGCAGCCAGAAUGCCCACAGAAGAAGCGUAGAUCCGAGCAGGGGGGCAUGAUCGACAAAGCUGGAGACGCUGCGAGUCAAUAUCUAGGUUGUAAAUGCGUCCCACAAGAGCUUUCAGUCUUUCUCGUGGCCGUAGAAUGACAGAGUAGGGAUGUCUGAGGUGGCCUUGUUUGAGCAGGGCCCUCAUGUGGGUACUACAGCGUGAUUAGCGGCGAGUCCGUGGCGGACACUUGCCGCCGGCCCACACUUCGGCGUACAUGCCGUGCCGCAAGCGUCGCGAUUCUUGUGUAUGAUAGCAAUAGUAAUUGUCGGUCUCAGACUCCGACGCCUAUGCGAUUCUUCUG